AUGGCCGGUAUGCAAGGAAUGGCGCAGCCACAAGGAAAAGCAAGGACAAAGCAAAUAGGUAUCCGUUUCGUAGAGACCGGGUAUUAUUCAGAGCAAGGCUGGAUGAUGGAGAGAAGGGCCGCUGUUGUUCAAGAGGACCUUGGGGGUGGCAGCUUUGAUGAGCCGAAGGCUGCCCGCCAAUUACAGCAUACCGCACUGCGAGCUGGCGCGAGCGGUACCGGCCGGUAUUGGUCCGCACGUAUCACAAGCUGCGGCGGUAGUGGCUCGCUCUCUGAUCCUGUGGUCAGCGGCCACAGGGGCAACAGCGCUCGCGACACGCUAAUCUCAGCUAGGCGGGCCAGCAGUCGGAGGGUUUCUAGGGGCGUCCAGCAACUGAACGUGUCAAGAUCCAGCGCUUCCAUGCCUCUUGGUAAUCCCAUGGAUGGAUGGCCCAUGGACCAAGCCGCAUGCACACAGAGCACAUGUACUGUAGAGGUGCUGGGUGCAUGUAAGAGUACCUGGCAAGGCCCCGUGAAUGCGCCUAUUGGCUAUUCCGUCUGUCCCGAGCAGAGGGAUGAUGUGCUGGUGUACCCAAGUUACAGCAUCGACGACAGCGCUCUAGGCAUGCCUCAGCCACCUCACCAGACCAGACUGGUCCAGGCCAGUGACCGGCUCCGGCGCGUCAUCCCCCAUCAUCCGCCGUGCCAAAAUGACGUCCCCGCCGAAAAGGGAUGA
Trichoderma asperellum CBS 433.97 is the source of this 714-nucleotide messenger RNA. NCBI's taxonomy places the organism in Eukaryota, Fungi, Ascomycota, Sordariomycetes, Hypocreales, Hypocreaceae. The record is from RefSeq and is a predicted model, not a curated record.